Neohortaea acidophila is the source of this 1570-nucleotide messenger RNA. Its product is annotated as membrane dipeptidase-domain-containing protein. The coding region runs from base 98 to 1492 and encodes 464 amino acids. Gene Ontology annotation, molecular function: metallodipeptidase activity. The record is from RefSeq and is a predicted model, not a curated record. The transcript has a single exon. Gene Ontology annotation, biological process: proteolysis. Lineage: Eukaryota; Fungi; Ascomycota; Dothideomycetes; Mycosphaerellales; Teratosphaeriaceae.
AAUCUUCUACGGAAACGGAGUUGGUAGCUUGAGCUGCUAUAUAAUACGGACUGCUUCGUCAACGGCCUUUAUCUGACAUCCUGAAUCCAUCCCAAAAAUGGCCGACAAACUAGAGAGAUUGGACUACUAUUGUCCACCACAACCACCAACAUCCAUCCAUCGCAACCGGUUUAUACGAGGAAUCAUCGCCGUGGUCGGCAUCUUCGUCAUCCUGUGGCUGACACAGGAACGAGCAAUUCAACCAUUGACCUCGCUUUUGUAUAAGCCAAGCGGUGCUGCCAAAGUACUGUCCAAAACCCCACUCAUCGAUGGCCACAACGACAUGCUCAUCCUCAUCCGCACCAAAUACAACAACCACAUCAACAGCGGCAACUUCUCGCGCGACCUCAUUGAAGGCGGAAUGCCCGGUCAAUUCGACAUCCCGCGCGCCAAAGCAGGGCAAAUGGGAGGCGCAUUCUGGUCUGCAUGGGUUCCAUGCCCUGCCGACGGCUUCGACUUCUCCGACAAGAACUACGCCGAGUCAGUCAGAAUCACGCUGGAGCAAAUCGACUUGUUCAGCCGCAUAUCGCAAAAGUACCCCAAGUACUUCACCCUCGCACACAACGCCAAAGAGGCCGAAGAGGCGUUCAAAGCCGGCAGACUCAUCUCCCCUAUCAUCAUCGAAGGCUUGCACCAGAUUGGCAACUCCCUGGCUACUCUGCGCUUGUAUCACCUCCUUGGCGUGCGAUAUGCAACUCUCAACUGGAACUGCCACACCAAGUACUCAGACGCCGCGGUGGUGAGCAUCGAUGGUAAAACGCAAGCCUCCAAACCAUACCACGGCGGCGUGAGCGAAGCCGGCCGAGACUUGAUUCUGGAGAUGAAUCGGCUGGGCAUGAUGGUCGAUCUCAGCCAUGUGUCCGUCGACACCAUGCGCGAUGUUCUCGGGGGAAGUCCCGAAAAAGGCUGGAAGGGGAGCAUUGCGCCACCUAUUUUCAGCCAUUCCAGCGCCAAGGCCAUUUGUCCGCACCCGCGCAAUGUUCCCGACGAUAUCCUGCAGCUUGUCAAAAAGAGGAACUCCCUUGUCAUGGUCAACUUCGCCCCGGACUUUGUGAGCUGUAAAGCCAACGAUUCUCCGCUGGGAAUUCCGACCUUCGUGGAAGAGACAAACACUCUCGACCACGUUGUCAAGCACAUUAUGCACAUUGGCGAGCUCAUCGGAUACGAUCACGUCGGCAUAGGGAGCGAUUUCGACGGCAUCCCCAACACGCCUAGAGGACUGGAAGACGUCUCCAAGUUCCCUGAUCUCUUCGACGCACUGCUGGCCAAGGGCGUCAGUGAGAAGGACGCAGGCAAAGUUGCUGGCAGAAACCUUUUGCGGGUCUGGCAUGAGGUGGAUAAAGUGGCGGCACGACUACAGAAAGAGAUGGAUCCCGUGGAGGAUGAUCUGUCUCGCUUGGCUGCCCUGGACGAGAUUGAACUGGAGGAUGCCUCCGUCACGGGUACCACUUAGCCAGUUGCAUUCAUCCAUGCUGAUCUGUAUAGACGCAGGUGAACUAAGUCCCAGAGUCCCUCCCAAUCAUCUUUCCUG